GCAAACACAGUCUACCAGCACCACACGCUCGGUGUGGACAUUCGAGUGGUGGUCGUUAAACUCAUCUUCUUACAGAGAAGCCAGCAAAAGGAUGUGAUGAAGAGACGUGAUGCGUUCCGAACAGUGAACAUGUUCUGCGAGUGGUCGCAGACGCAGAUCCCGCGCGGCCAGCCCAUGGACUACGACAUCUCUGUGCUGAUCACCAAGGAAGAGCUCGGACCAUCAGGCUAUGCUCCAAUCACCGGACUGUGCAACCCCACGCGCAGCUGUGCCGCGGUCAGGGAUGAAGGGUUUACUACCGGGUUCAUCAUUGCUCACGAGAUGGCGCACGUAUUUGGACUUUUCCAUGACGGUCACGGAAAUGACUGCACUGGACGAAAGUAUGAGACCUCGAUGAUGGCGGCACUGGUAGAGUCUAAACUGAAUCAUUUCUGGUGGUCUGAGUGCAGUAGCAGAAGAAUGAAAGAGAUGGUUCGUUACCUAUUUUGUCUAAAUAACGAACCGAAACCUCGAGCAAAUCAUUACUCCCUGAAGUCCCCUGUGAAGUUAGAAAACAAGCUUGGACAGCCCUGGACUUUAGACUUUCAGUGUAGAAUGGAAUUUGGAGCUCCUUUUAAACUCUGUAAUGCGUUUUAUAACGACCCUUGUGGGACCUUAUGGUGCAGUCAUUCUUCGCAACCCCAUCUCUGCCGCACCAAGCGAGGUCCACCUAUGCCUGGGUCCAAGUGUGGGGCUGAACGGGAAUGCCGCAACGAAGUCUGCCAGUAUAUAGGCAACAUGAAGCCAGUGGACGGGAGCUGGGGAGAGUGGAGUCAGUGGACCCAGUGUAGCUCGGAGUGUGGAGUGGGUAUACGGCAAAGGGUGCGGCUCUGCGAUAACCCAGAGCCAGCGUACGAUGGCAAACAGUGUCAAGGUGAAGGCAACGAAUGGGACACCUGCAUCAACAAUACGUGCUCCACGUUUGAAGACAUUCGUGCUGGCGAGUGCGCGGUGUGGGACAGUCUACAGAUCCGUUAUGGGACUCACAAAUGGCUGCCUUUUGAAGGACAGAAUGCGUCAUCCGUCUGCCAGCAGACGUGUAAGUCCUUCUACACCAACGAGAUUGUAACCAUCGACGUUGACGUCGCUGAUGGGACACCCUGCGGCUACACGACCGGCAACAACAAUAUGUGUAUGGGCGGGAAAUGUCUGACGGUAGGUUGCGAUGGAAAGAUCAACUCCACCAAGAAGGAAGAUGUCUGUGGAGUCUGCGCCGGUGAUGGCUCCCAGUGUAAGAUCGUACAAGGCGACUUUGUGAAGAAACCAACUGCAGGUGAGGUGUACUUGCUUGCUGUGACAGUACCGUCGGGAGCUAGACAAAUCAAGAUUGAAGAGACAAGACAAUCAUCACAGUUCUUAGCGAUUCAGAAUGCCAAAUACGCAACGUAUGUUCUCGGGGGAGACAAGAGGCAGCCUGACAACCAGAAGUUGGUUAUCAAUGGCGCCAUGUUUGAAUACAAGAGAACUAACGCCAACACCAAUGAGAUGAUUACUUCCCCUGGGCCACUUCGAGGGAACAUUCACAUCAUGGUAUAUCCCAAUAAAGUCAUGACCAACACCACGGUGCACUUCAGCUAUACGGUACACAAGAGUGACGUUACUCUGGAAAUGAACAAGUUCAAGUGGAAGUUCGAGAAGUGGUCGGCUUGCUCUGUCACUUGUGGUCAAGGUGUGCAGACGAUCGUACAUGGAUGCUAUGAUAAAGAUUCCGAUGCCAAAGUCGACGAUGAAUCCUGUUCUCUUCUAAAACCACCUCGAAAGGAUGAAGUCAAGUGUGUCCGGGAGGCCUGUGGAAACAUCAGAUACAACUAUGCCAUGUCCAAUGAUUACGAGGAAUGUGAUGCCAAAUGUGGACAAGAUGGCGUGCAGGCCCAGAAGUUUUACUGUGAGAGAUUAUUCGAGAACAAUGGCACGUACGAGCCAGCGUCGGCCCAUUACUGUGAGCACCUGGCCAAACCCACUCACACACGACAUUGCACGGGAAAAGAAUGUGAAACGAAAGAAAGUAUGAGUUGUUCGGUGUAA
Molecule: messenger RNA, 2064 nt
Organism: Candidula unifasciata
Lineage: Eukaryota; Metazoa; Mollusca; Gastropoda; Stylommatophora; Geomitridae
Source: the annotation of a GenBank genome assembly